GUGACAAAUGUCAAAAAAUGAAAUUCUCGACCGGCCCAGAAGUGAAGCGGCCCACCGGGAACUCUCCCGAUUCUCCCGAUUACCCACCCCGGGCCUGCCAUGGGAUAUGAUGAAACUUUAAUGUUAUUUAUUUGUUUCUUUCCACUCUGCCAUUCCAAAAACAAUAAAGAAGAGAAAAGCAUAAGGGAAGAAAAAGAAAAGAUAACAUGACAUUAUAAAUCAAAUAAAAAAAAAUUGCAAUAUAAAACAUACCAAAUUGAAUAAUGUCCUUUGGUGAUUCUCUCCCCUUGUAAAGAUGGCAUUCUAAAUAAAACAAAAAAAUUGUAACGUAUUUAACAAAAAUCGUAACAAGCAAAUCAACCGACCAACCCUGUGUCAUAGAGCUUCAUAGAGCAAUUCUCAAACAACCACAAUUAACGUCAGUGAAAGGGAAGUUAACCCAUGUCCCAGACACUGUACUCUCCCCUCAUGCUACCCAGUUCCUGCUCUCUGGGGUUGGGCUAAACCAGCCCUACCAGUUUGACAACUAUCACAAUUGGUCAGAAAGGCUCACUGGCGAUGGGAAGAGUAUAGUGAGACCUCUCCACUCUUCUGGUUAGGAGCCUGUUCACUAUCCACGACCCAGAACCACACGCAGAACUGAGAGACAACGAGUGGACACAGGGCAGGGUUAGCAGCAGUGUCUGAGAUGGACUCUUCUCCAAGGCAAGAUAAUUGUGAAAAAGCCAACCUCUCUAAACGUCGGUGCCGGUGGAUCCUUGGCAUUCUUGUUCUUUUUUGUUUUAUUUUUGCUGGGAAUUAUUUCCAGUGGUCUGCAUUCCGACACUCAGCUCUACUUUCAUUCUACUUUCAAAGACAAGAACCAAAGGGCAUCACAGAAGCUACCACACUAAAACCCACAAGCAAUACUACCACACCACACCCCCCCAGCAAUACUACCACACCACACCCCCCCAGCAAUACUACCACACCACACCCCCCCAGCAAUACUACCAUACCACACCCCCCCAGCAAUACUAUCGUUCUGCUGUGGUAUUGGCCCUUUGGAGAGUCAUCUAAUCUAGACGACAAUUUUUGCAGUGACCAUUAUGGCAUACCCAACUGUGUCUUAGUGACUGAUCAUUCCUGGUUUCCCAAAGCAGACCUGAUUGUCUUCCACAACCGUGAGCUGGUCAACGGACAGCGGAGGCUGCCCCUGGAUCUCCCCCGCCCAGAAAAACAGAGAUGGGUCUGGCUGUCCUUGGAGAGUCCACCUCAUAAUGGGAAUAUGAGGCCCCUCGCUGGUCGCUUCAACUACACCAUGAGCUACCGCCGCGACUCAGACAUUUACACACCAUAUGGGCAUCUUGUGCCAAGCCAAGCUCCAAAUGGCACAACUGUUGAUGACUUCAUACCAAAGGGCAAAACUUCUCUGGCCUGUUGGAUAGUGAGCAACUACAAUGGCAGACAUGAGAGGACGGCUGUGUAUAACAGGCUGAAAAAUAUCAUCCCAGUGGAUAUGUACGGGGGUGCCGUGAAUAAGCGUCUUUCAUCAGAGACUCUGAUACCCACAGUCUCCCGAUACUACUUCUACCUCUCAUUUGAGAACAGCAUCUUUCGAGACUACAUCACGGAGAAAGUGUGGCGCAACGCUUUUGCGGGUGGUGCCGUACCCGUGGUAUUGGGUCCGCCCCGGGAGCAAUAUGAGGCUGUCAUGCCAAAGGACUCCUUCAUUCAUGUGAAUGAUUUUAGCUCAGUAGAGGAACUGGGCCACUUCCUGAAGACACUGGCCGAAGAUAAAGAACGCUACGCCACAUACUUCAACUGGCGACUAAAUUCUACCUUCAGUUUUUUCACAGACUGGAGGGAGGAACUGUGUAAAAUCUGCCCGCAGGUUAGGAGUUUACAAAGGCAAAAGGUAUAUGACGACUUACAUGGCUGGGAUUGGCAAUAAAAGAUGGAGGGAAAGUAAACAUAAAAAAAAAAAAACACUGCACUAUAGUUCUUUAGAGCAACGCUGGCAAUGCCAAACUCCUCCUUAAGCCAGAUGUAUUACAUGUCAAAAGAAUGUACUGUUUAACGCUUUUGUUAGGUGAAAAUUCAAUCAAG
This is a messenger RNA of Clupea harengus (Atlantic herring), 2088 nucleotides long. Its product is annotated as alpha-(1,3)-fucosyltransferase 7-like. Gene Ontology annotation, cellular component: membrane. Gene Ontology annotation, molecular function: alpha-(1->3)-fucosyltransferase activity. The record is from RefSeq and is a predicted model, not a curated record. Lineage: Eukaryota; Metazoa; Chordata; Actinopteri; Clupeiformes; Clupeidae.